AUGGCGUCACCCAAUGGAAUAAAUACCGGCCAUGGGUCCGCACAGGAGACAAGUCAGUCUUCAGUCUCAUCCGAGUUGGACCUGCCUUCUGUGGAUCAAGUUCUAUCAGGCCUACCUGAUAUAUCCAGCAUACUCCCUGUCCAGGACACCACAGUGGACCAAAAAGAUCAAGAAGCUAUGUUCCGUGCUUUGAAGAAAAUCGUUGAACAUGCCGAGCAGACGAACGAGGUGGGCAACAGCUUUGACCUGAAAGAGCUCCAUGCUUCCCUAGGACAGGCAGAGGAGGAGGCACGUCUAGGCCGACGAGAUGCCACGGCAUUAGAGAGUGUACACACAACUCUAAUUCAGCUAUGGUCAUGCAACUCCAAUUUCAUGGCUCAAGCGGCCGAGGUUCUGGCCAACGGGAGUCGAGACCCAUCAUGGAGAGCUCCAAUUGGCCAGUCUGGCAUCCUUAAAUUUUUCUUGGAUGUAGUUUCAUCGAGACAGGAGCUCGAGCAAGGAUUGUUGCUGCAUUCCCUGCGUUUAGUUGGCAACUCCUGUGCCGACACUGACGCGAACAGGGAAAUUGUCGUCAAGGGAAAUUACACACUCGCUAUAAUCCGGCAUUUCCUCAACCCGGAAUUGAUUAUGGUGGCGAUCCCUGUGAUCUAUAACAUCUGCAUGGAUUAUGAGCCUGCACAUGCCCAAAUGGCGGAAAACCGGGCAGCAUAUAUCAUACUGAGACUGCUUAAAGAUGGUACUAUUGGAGACAAUGAGGCUCUGCUAGGAUUUGCAUAUGAACUUGUUGAAUUGGCCUCUGAACAAGCACAAGGCGUUGAAAACUCGCCCGAUGGAACGAUCCUGCUCCUGAUGGAACUUGCUUUGAACGAAGAUACAUCCUUUGAGCAAUACGCGUCUUUGGUUAACUGCCUUUCCACAUAUCUGGAAAAAGAACGAUUCCAAAAUGCCUGCAUAUACAACAACAUGGUAGAGAUGCUGCUCUCUGUUCUGAAGCGGUCUAUUACCAUCGAAAUCGAUAACUCUUCCAAGGAAGAUGUUCAAGCUCUUGCCCAGUCGCGGAUUAAGGCAAACCAAGCUUUAUCGGAAGUCUCGGCCUCCCCACUAUUUGCAGAGCACUACCCCCUUGACUCCAACCUAUCAAAGACCCUCAAAUCAUGGAUCAUGGCGGAAGAGGAACAGCUUCAGAUCUGUGCUUGUGUGAUGCUAGGAAACCUGGCUCGAUCCGAUGAGGUCUGCAAAACGAUGGUCCGGGAACUGAAGAUCCACGAGGAGUUGAUCGCUGUUUUGAACAGCGAUGCCCGAGGUUCUGUCUUGCACUCUGCCCUUGGGUUCCUCAAGAACCUGGCCAUUGCUGGUGAUAAUCGGGUCAGCUUGGCAGAAGCUGGAAUCAUCCCCGCCGUAUCACACUUGUGGGCCUUUGAUUCCGUGCCACAGGUACAGUUCUCCGCCGCGACGAUCGCCCGCCAGGUCAUAAUUUCGUCACCGGAGAACAUUGCCAGAUUGCUCUCCCCACUCUCAGAUGAUCCCGAUUCUCCAGCAAACCAAAAGACAUAUUUGUCAUUGCUUCUCGUUCUCUUCGAGAAGUCCGAUUCUGCACCUAUCAAGACUGAGAUCGGGCGUAGUAUUGCUUCUAUCUGCCGGACUCUUACACCCAAAGCUCGUGAAGGAGACGAGCAAGCGAGUACCCUAUUGAACAGUUUGUAUGAUUUGCACCCUGGUGUUGCCCGCCCACUCGGUGCAAUGAUCACACAAACUCAGUGGCCUGUUGUUCGGAGCGAAGGCUGGUUUGCGUUGGCGUUGAUGGCGAACAACAAAUCUGGUUGUAUGGCGGUGGCAGACUGUUUGCAAAGUGAAGAAGUGUUGGAGCUACUCAAGAAGACUCUCAGCAUGAGCACUGAGUCAUCCGAUGAAGAUAUCGAAAAGAAAGAUCCGUCUCAAGUAACUAAAGACCGAGACAAUGUCUUUGUUCUUGUGCAAGAGUUGUUGAAGAAUGAGUCUGGAGCGCUCCCAGAAGGUUACCGAAGCAUUAUGGAAGAUUUGGUCAAUGAGCAUGCUCCGCAGUUGAAAAGUAGCUCUGUCUAG
Messenger RNA from Penicillium longicatenatum, 2082 nucleotides. RefSeq lists its product as uncharacterized. The coding region runs from base 1 to 2082 and encodes 693 amino acids. The transcript is spliced from 5 exons. Gene Ontology annotation, biological process: positive regulation of GTPase activity. Gene Ontology annotation, molecular function: guanyl-nucleotide exchange factor activity. The record is from RefSeq and is a predicted model, not a curated record. Gene Ontology annotation, cellular component: cytosol. NCBI's taxonomy places the organism in Eukaryota, Fungi, Ascomycota, Eurotiomycetes, Eurotiales, Aspergillaceae.